Molecule: messenger RNA, 2039 nt
Organism: Odontomachus brunneus
Lineage: Eukaryota; Metazoa; Arthropoda; Insecta; Hymenoptera; Formicidae
Gene: Acph-1
Product: venom acid phosphatase Acph-1-like
Exons: 7
Coding region: 309-1526 (405 amino acids)
Biological process (GO): dephosphorylation
Molecular function (GO): phosphatase activity
Source: RefSeq, a predicted model, not a curated record
CCGUAUCGCGAUGGCCCGAUAAAACGACGCGCAUAGGAAGUGUCGUCGGUAGUGGGGUCCAGGGGAUGUAUUACGCCACGUCGAUGCGUUCUCUUGCACCUUAAAAGCGUUAUUUGCCGAGCGCGAAGGGUCAGUGUUCCAUAUUAAUUCUCGCGAUUCGCUGCAAGACGGCGACGAAUUAUUACCUAAUACGUGACUCUCCGACGAUCGAAGCAUCUGCCGAGAAGUUCUUACGACGGGAGUUCUUCGUUUAUAAGCGAAUUCUAAUAGCACUAUAUCGACUGCAUUGCAGCCUCCCGAUCUACAAGAUGAUUCUAUUUCGUAAUUUCUACAAUCACCUGUCGAUCGCCGUGAUCAUCUGCCUGAACGCGAUUCUAAUGGUGACUGCAAUGUCUGAGAUCAAAUUAGUUAACGUAGUGUUCAGACACGGUGACCGAACUCCCGAUAACAACGGAUUCGAAAUGUAUCCGAACGAUCCAUACUUGAAUUACACCUUCUACCCGACAGGUCUCGGACAGCUGACUUUAGCCGGCAAAAGACGCGAGUACGACUUGGGUCAGAAGCUGCGUAACAGAUACAGCAAUUUUCUGGGCUCGCUAUAUAUGCCGAAACAUAUCGUAGCUUAUAGCUCGGACUACGACAGAACGAAGAUGUCCCUGCAGCUUGUUCUCGCCAGCUUGUUCCCGCCAGCGUUUGUUCAACGAUGGCACAAAUCGCUCAUAUGGCAACCAAUCCCGGCGUCGUACACGCCGCGCGUUGAUGACAAGCUCUUUCUGCCCGACGAAUGUCCGGAAUAUCUCGACGAGUACGAACGAGUGCUCAAAACACCCGAAGUGCAAGAAAUAAUGUAUCAGUUUGAGGACAUGAGGCAGAACUUGACGAAGCUAACCGGGAAGCGACUAGAGAGACCCAUGGACUUCUUCUUCCUCUAUCAUACUUUUGUAGCGGAGUCCUCCUUGGGAUUGCCUCUUCCCGAGUGGGUGUACGAUUACUUCCCCAAAGGCUCACUCUUCGACGCGAUUAUAGCGUCGUACAAUAUCUCCAAUAAAAACAGUAAACUUAGGAGAUAUUUCGCUGGUCCGAUGAUUCGUGCCAUGAUAGACAACAUGUUAGCAACGCAAAACGGUGCAUCGCGUACGAAGAUGUAUUUAUACAGCGGCCACGAGAGCAACAUCGCGGCUAUGCUGCAAGCAUUGCAAGUGUACAAGCCGCAUGUACCUGAAUAUUCCAGUGCACUCGUUAUGGAAUUGCAUCAGAUGGAUUCAAAUUAUUUUGUAAAGAUCUUGUAUUAUACGGGCAUCCCGCCAAUGUUCAGUGAAAUUACGUUGCCUGGCUGCGAAUUAUUGUGUCCUUUCGACAAGUUUCUGGACAUGACCACAAACAUCAUCCCGACUAACGAGGAGCUUAUCUGUAACAAGCGAAAAACUCCGGAUUACGCAAACGUGGAGUAUCCAGCCGCGAUGCAAGAUUUAUUAUAUAAUUUGAUGAAAUCGUCAGUAACAAAGAACAGAAUUCGACUGGGAUAAUAUACGCAACGUAUCGUCCUAAUCGAAACGCUGAGAGCCCAAAACGACAGUAUUUUCAACAUUGAACAUUGAAAUUCACGCACUCUGUAUAUCAUCAGGAUAUUAUUUUUUCUCUAUACGUUAGUCAUUUUCCAUAUUCGCUCGUUUAUCGCCACAUCGAACAUUCAUAUAUUUAGAAUUUUAGUACAUCAUCAUUCAAACAAAUCGAUGAAAAAUACACUCAUCGAAAAGUAUCGAUAGGAGUUUGCAUCGAGGCUACGAGUUCCUGAUACUUUCGGGAAAUCAGUUCUAAAAUUACGAAGUUUUUACAAUUCUUUUCUAUUUUAUAUUUAUUACCAAAGAAAUCAUAGAGUAAAGGAGUGUGAUGCAAAGUGUAUUGUCUGUUAAUUCACACAAGUGAAAACAGGUAAUAUAGAAGUAUUAAUUCUUUCGAAUUUUUAUUUCAUGUUUCGAAGAAUCAUCUACUUACAACGAAGUAUUGUAUAUUUAAAUAAAAAGCUAAGGCUCAACUGA